CAUGUUACUAACACCUGUUGGAAUUGAUUAUCAAAGAUACCCAUCAGGACAGGCAGAAUCACAUGCAUGACACUAAUACUAAAAAUAUGGAAUAACUAUAUAUAAAUAUAACAUGGGUCCUUUUAGGGAUCCUGGCCACAGAAAAGUAUUUGUACUGAACACUAAGCUUCCAUGGCCACCCUGUGUACACCAUUGAGUUGAAGAGAAGAUUUGAUUGGGUUCAUUUAGAUGCAAGAAACUUUAAUGACAUAAACAAAUCUGAAAGUCUGUGUCUUAGACUAUAGUAAUGUAAUUCUUUGUUAGUAACUUUGAAUCUAGUAUUGUGCGAAGGGACAUAUGCACACAGAGAGUAGGAUGGAAGGUAUGGACAGAUGGACAAACAGGAAUAGGGAAAGAGAGAGAUACAUGGUAGAUAACCUUUAGAAAAUUCCUGUCAUAUUACCAGACCACUCCUUACACAGGGUGAGAACAUCAUCUCUCAUCUUCCUUGUUAUAGUCCUGACUGAAAUUAUCCUCAUUAAUACAACAAUAAAGAUGCCACCAUCACUCUACCCAGACUAAGAUUUCAUAACUAAGACUUUGAUGGAGCCGUGAGACAGAAGAUAAGCUCUUAAAAGAAAAACAGUCACCUGUGCCUGAAAGGGAAGUGUCGACUCCUGUGAUCAGCAGAAAUCCAGUAUAUUCCACAAAGGAUCUCCUAAAGAUGCUUUCACCCACAAACAGCAGGAAAUAAUUUUAAGAACAUGACGUCCACAAUCCCAAGAGGUGAUAUGAAAAUUGCAGUUCUAGAGGGAGCUGAGGUCACAGAAUCCUAGACUUCUACCUCAGGCUUGAAGUGACUCCCUUAUAUUAUUGCGUGUAAAUCUGCCCAAUGAAUCCAACAUUGUGCAGUGGCCAAAAGCCAGGGGAGUACUUCAUAUUUUAACCUGAGCAUUAGAUCCAGCAAAGAAGAGAAGCAUGAGUAAGUGCUCAUGUUCAGCGAUGGGAAUGAGGAGGAGAAACAGAUCUGUGGAACAAACAGAGAAAUCAGAAGAAUAAUUCUAUAGCUAAGAGUCCAACAUCAUAUUGUCCCAAAUGCUGCAUUUUAUGAAAAUUAAUGAACAUUCUUCUAGCAAUACAAGCAGUCUGAGGUAUUGAGCAAUCCUAGAGUAACAAAUAUGGAAAGUAACUACUAUCAACAUUUUGGGAUGAGGCCUUUUUGUGUAGUCUAGGCUGGACAUCAACUCCUGAGUUUAAAGGAUUCUCUAUUUAAGCCUCUUAGCAGUAGAGGUUUCUUCUUCCACAAUAAAUCCGCAAGUAUUUGUUUUAUUCAUUUUGCUAAGACAAAUAACUUGUCCACAAUCUAAAGGAAAUUGUUCCAAAUCACAUAAUGAACUUGUGGAACCUCAUAAUCAGAAUCAUUUUCUUGUCACAAACUACAAUUGGAAUUCUGGGAAAUUUCUCUCUUAUAUUCUACUAUCUAGUCCUUCACUAUAGAGAAUGUACAUUAAAGCCCACAGAUUUGAUUCUCAUGAAUCUAAUGACAGCCAAUGUCAUGAUCAUUCUCUCUUCAGGAGUACCACACACAAUGACUCGUUUUCUGUUGAGGCAAUUACUGAAUGAUUUUGGAUGUAGAUUAAUUUUAUACAUUCAAAGAAUUGGCCGGAGUAUGUCCAUUGGAACCUCCUGUCUCUUGAGUGUCUUCCAGGCCAUGACCAUCAGUCCCAGGGAAUCCUUUUGGAAGAAUCUCAGAGUCAAAGCUGCCAAGUACAUUGGCUGCUUCAUUAUCCUCCUCUGGUUCUUCUACAUGUCGAUGCAUUUCAUUUUCUUUAUAUAUCCAGUUACCAAAAGAAAUAACAAAAACAUGACAAAAACGCGAGAUUUUGGACACUGCUCUAUUGUAGUUCACAAUGAAAUCAGUGACUCACUCUUUGCAGCAUUAGUGAUGAUCCCUGAAGUCUUUUUCUCUUUGCUCAUCACCUGGACCAGCGGAUCCAUGAUUGUCAUUCUGUACAGACACAAGAAAAGGGUUCAACAUAUCCACAGCACUCAUACUUCCAGCAGAACCUCCCCUGAGUCCAGAGCCACCCAGAACAUCCUGACACUGGUGUCUACCUUUCUGUUUUUUUAUACAUUCUCCUCCAUCUUACAAGGCUGCAUUGCUCUUUUGUAUAAUCACAGCUGGUGGCUGUUGAACAUCUCUUGCCUUACUUCUCUGUGUUUUCCCUCUUUGGGGCCCUUUGUUUUUAUGAAUCAUUACUUCACUGUGUCCAGAUUAAGUUGGUCCUGGAUCAGGAAUAAACAUCGUUCAAUUUAUUUUAAGUAUGUAAGUGAUGUUUUAUGUGGAUUCAUGUCUUUACUCACCCAUCACCCUCAAAAAGUCAAUACAGAAAGAUAAGUAAGUAGCAGCAAGUUUUUUUUAAGAAUCAUGGGAGUUUUUUCAGCUGGAUAAAUUAGCAGUCAACAUGAACUGAUCAUCUUGUGUGUGACCCAUUAUACUCUUCAACUUACAGAGUCUUCCUCUUUCCCAUGUGAUAUGCAAAUGAGCUAGCUAACUCACUGCCAAUGUAGUUACCUUUCUUGCGGUUUUCAUCC
This is a messenger RNA of Peromyscus eremicus (cactus mouse), 2574 nucleotides long. Its product is annotated as vomeronasal type-1 receptor 4-like. The record is from RefSeq and is a predicted model, not a curated record. The coding region runs from base 1370 to 2377 and encodes 335 amino acids. Gene Ontology annotation, molecular function: pheromone receptor activity. The transcript has 5 exons. Gene Ontology annotation, cellular component: membrane. Gene Ontology annotation, biological process: G protein-coupled receptor signaling pathway. Lineage: Eukaryota; Metazoa; Chordata; Mammalia; Rodentia; Cricetidae.